AAAAACUCAUCAAAAAAUGUCAAAUGUAUGGCUAAGUGUAUUAGAAGGUUACAUGUCGGGAAAAUAUCCCACACAAUUCUAACUGUAAUUAUAAAAGCGAGACAUCCUCCCUCCAUCCAGUGUCAGGGGGAUGUAAAUUGCUCGUGACCGUGAUGUGAGAAAUAUAAGUGACUCGUUAGUGCGUGUCAGAUCGCCUGAUGCACAUCUUUAUUGCGGGGCGAAAGGUGGAUCCUCGUCUUAAAGAGUCAACACCUCUCAUCACGAGUGUAGCGAGCAGCAGAGGGGCUUGAUCUCUAGACUGUACUUGACAGCACUCUUCCUCUACAUCUUAUUUGAUGCACUUGCGCCUCUGGAAACGACUUGAGAAAUGAAUGGCUACGGAUCGCCCUACCUCUACAUGGGGGGCCCGGUGUCCCAGCCAAGAGCGCCCCUCCAGAGGACCCCCAAGUGUGCCCGCUGCAGGAACCACGGGGUGCUCUCCUGGCUGAAGGGGCACAAGCGUUACUGCCGUUUUAAGGACUGCACCUGCGAGAAAUGUAUUCUGAUAAUCGAGCGACAGCGGGUCAUGGCGGCUCAGGUGGCGCUGAGGCGGCAGCAGGCGAACGAGAGUUUGGAGAGUUUGAUCCCGGAGUCUCUGAGAGCGCUGCCGGGCAUCACGGUGGGGAGCGCGGAGCGGAGCACGAACCCUCGGUCGAGCGACAUAGACCUGCGCUGGAGCUCAGAGACGGUGACCCCUAAACCACCACAAGUACAGAAUGCUCAUGAGCACUUUGCUUGUGUGUGUUUCCCAGACCUAAAUGAGGACCUGUCUGGUGAGCAGUCUGGUGGAGAGAACGGUGAUAGCGUCAGCGACAGAGAACCAGAACCAGCCAGCUCCCCUGAGGAGUCCAAACCUAACCUGUGUUGCACCCCUGACACCUCAGACCCAACUCCCCAGGUUGAGGAGCCUCGCUUUGGCCUGUCUAAAUCACGCACCGACCCAGAAACCAAAGCUGACAACCCUAAAUACUCCCCUGAGCCCAACAUCCUCAUCGAAGGCCUCUCAGGCUCUGUAUCUCUCCCUUUCAGCCUGAGGGCCAACCGACCUCCCCUGGAGGUCCUGAAGAAGAUCUUCCCAGCCCACAAACCAGCAGUCCUGGAGCUCAUCCUGAAAGGCUGCGGUGGGGACCUGGUCGGAGCCAUCGAGAUCCUGCUUUCCAGCCGUUCUACGAUGAAACCAGAAAAGGUAUUGUCUGAGAACUCAGAUGCUCUGGUUCUCCCUUCAAAUGGCCAUCUCUUUGAGCACCCGCUGAGUACGUACCCAUCUUCCAAGUGGUCGGUCGGUUCGGCCUUCCGUGUCCCCGAUUCCCUGCGUUUCUCCACAGAGCCUUCUGCUGGAGUUGUACAAGGCCCUCUUAGCAUGCCGCUCCAGCACGGCUUUCCCCAGCCACCUCGAUACCCCCUCAUGCUGAGAAAUUCAUUGAGCCGUGGCCAAGCCGGGCCCUUCAUGCACAACGAUGUGACUCUAUGGAAUACCAUGACAUUACAGCAGCAGUAUCAGCUGCGCUCACAGUACAUCCCUCCGUUCUCAGGCCCCUCAGCUGGAGUGAUCCGCAGCUCACCGCUCCUCACCAGCAGGCCCACCGAGGAGCAUCGAAUCAGCAUCCAGGAGGACAGCUGUCCUGUCAUAGCCAAACAGAGCAUGUUUGCUGCAGAUGAGGAGUAUGAUGAAAGAUCUGACUCCUCAGACUCCAGGAUCCUGAACACUUCCUCCUAACUCCUCAGCGGUUUCAAUAGGUGGAUGGAAAAAAGCACUGAAAUAUGUUUCAAAUGGGUUCUUAAAAUGAUUAAAAAAGAGACACUGCUCAUCUAGGAGCACCUUGAAAAACAUACAGUGCAUUACUUGAGGUAUUGUAUUUCUAACAGAUUUGAGGUUGUUGUGCCAACUUAAUCAUGUGUGGAAUAACAUUAGCUUUAAUUUUAGGGGGUGGGGGGUGGGGGGAAAUUAAGGUACUGUUAUUUGACCAAAAAAGUCUGAAUAACUUAAUAUAUUUGAGCACAGUGAUCACAAUUUCCACUUUGCAUGAAAUGAACCAUGGAUAACAGUUUAAUGUAGAAAUAUUCCAGCAGUCCUGCAUGUAAAGGUAUGGCAAAUAAACCUUCUAUGUACUGUUAUUGUCACUGUGUUUGCCUCAGUCAAAAACCUACAUGUAUUAGAUAUUAGCAAAACGAAACAAACUCUUUUCUUUAAAAUAAAACAAAGAAAGAAAGAAUGAU
Messenger RNA from Carassius auratus (goldfish), 2256 nucleotides. Its product is annotated as doublesex- and mab-3-related transcription factor 3a. The record is from RefSeq and is a predicted model, not a curated record. NCBI's taxonomy places the organism in Eukaryota, Metazoa, Chordata, Actinopteri, Cypriniformes, Cyprinidae. The transcript has 2 exons. Gene Ontology annotation, molecular function: DNA-binding transcription factor activity, RNA polymerase II-specific; RNA polymerase II cis-regulatory region sequence-specific DNA binding; protein binding. Gene Ontology annotation, biological process: male sex differentiation; regulation of transcription by RNA polymerase II. Gene Ontology annotation, cellular component: nucleus. Bases 368 to 1756 code for a protein of 462 amino acids.